Messenger RNA from Hemicordylus capensis (graceful crag lizard), 3627 nucleotides. It is a transcript of the gene SLC35D1, whose product is annotated as solute carrier family 35 member D1. NCBI's taxonomy places the organism in Eukaryota, Metazoa, Chordata, Lepidosauria, Squamata, Cordylidae. Gene Ontology annotation, cellular component: Golgi apparatus. Gene Ontology annotation, molecular function: antiporter activity; GDP-fucose transmembrane transporter activity. The transcript has 12 exons. Bases 1 to 1083 code for a protein of 360 amino acids. The record is from RefSeq and is a predicted model, not a curated record.
AUGUCGGCGGCCGCGCACAGACGUCAGGCUGGUGGGGUGAAAGGAGAAGUCCCCGCCGCCGCCGCAAUAGCAGCAGCCACCGCUCGCGGAGAUGAGGAGCCGGGCAUGGCGGCGGCCCCCAGCCUCACCGUCUGCCUCAAGCUGCUGGCGGCUGCCUUCUACGGCUUCAGCUCCUUCCUUAUUGUCGUGGUCAACAAGAGCGUCCUCACCAGCUACGGAUUUCCUUCCUCGCUCUGUGUGGGACUAGGCCAGAUGUUGGCUACGGUGGUUGUCCUCUGGGUGGGAAAGGCACUCAGGGUGGUGAAGUUUCCAGACUUUGACAGAAAUAUACCUCGAAAGACAUUUCCACUACCUCUUCUCUAUUUUGGGAACCAGAUCACAGGACUGUUCAGCACAAAGAAACUGAACCUGCCAAUGUUUACGGUCCUGAGACGGUUUUCUAUUCUGUUUACAAUGUUUGCUGAAGGAAUUUUACUCAAGAAAAAGUUUUCUUGGGGAAUUCAAAUGACAGUAUUUGCAAUGAUAAUUGGUGCAUUUGUAGCUGCAAGUUCUGAUUUGGCAUUUGAUCUAGAAGGUUACAUAUUUAUCUUAAUCAAUGAUGUCUUGACAGCUGCAAAUGGUGCAUACGUAAAACAGAAACUAGAUUCAAAGGAAUUGGGAAAAUAUGGCCUCCUUUAUUACAAUGCACUAUUCAUGAUUCUACCUACCGUGGCCAUUGCUUGUUUUACAGGAGAUGUGCAAAAGGCAAUAGAAUACAAAGGCUGGGCAGACACCCUCUUCCUUAUACAGUUUUCACUCUCAUGUGUAAUGGGGUUUAUUCUGAUGUAUUCUACAGUACUUUGCACUCAGUAUAACUCUCCCCUCACAACUACAAUAGUUGGUUGUAUUAAGAACAUAUUGAUAACCUACAUAGGAAUGUUCUUUGGAGGAGAUUAUAUUUUCACAUGGACAAACUUUGUAGGGUUAAAUAUUAGUAUUGCUGGAAGCCUGGUGUAUUCUUACAUCACUUUUACAGAAGAGCAGAUGAACAAGCAGUCUGAAGCUAGCAUCAAGAUGGACAUUAAAGGAAAAAGCGCUGUAUGACAAAUGAAUUACUUACCAGAAUUAGUUCUUGCUCUUCAGCGAUGAUUGCUGACAAAUCAUUAGAAUAUGCAGUAUCUGUGAAUGGAAUAGUAUGGGUACUUUGCAUUUGCACAAUCUGAAGAUUGCUGCCUUAAAAAAAAAGAACUUGGUAUUUAUAGUUGAUCAUACAUGAAUUGCACAGGUGAUUAACAUUAGGAUUCAAGAAACAACAUUUUGAAAUGUUGAUCACCAUCUAUAGUCGGAGAGUUGGAGGGCUUUUUAGGCCAUCUAGUCCAACCUGCUCAAUGCAGGAAAUCCAGAGCUGGAGCAUCUAACAGAGAGCUGUCAAGCCUCUGCCUAGAAACCUCCAGUGAGAGAGUUAGAGCCCACCACAUUGGUGGUUCCAUUGUUGGACUGCUGUUAUCAUUAAGAAGUUUCUCCGAAGGUUCAGCUGAAAUCUAGCCCUCUCUAACUUAAAUCCAUUAGAUUCCAUUCUGCCCCCUGAGGCAGCAAAGAAUGAGUCUUUGCCCUCUUCUGUGCAACAGCCCUUCAGGUAUUUGAAGAGUGCCAUCACAUUCCCCUCUCAGCCUUCUCUUCCUCAGAUGCAACAUUGUCUUCUUUUCUCCAGCCUGCUUCAGAAGGCUUGUUUUCCAGGAUCUUGGUCCAUCACAGACCAUCAAUCCUCUGAAACAGUUCCAGUUUGUCCCUUUUAAAGUGCAGUGCCCAGAACUUAAAAGUACUCCAGGUGAGGUCAGAGUAUGCAGAAUAAUUACCUUUCAUUACUUGGGAACUAUGGUUCCAUUAAUGCAGGCUAAAAUUGCAUUUGCUUUUUUAGCAACUGCAUCACAUUGCUGAUUUAUGUUCAUUUUGCUAUAGACUAACAACAAGAUGCUUUUCACAUGUACUGGAAUCAAGCCUGAUAUCUCCUAUCCUAUACCUGUGCUUGCUUUUUUUUUUGCCCAAGUGCAGAAGUUUGCAUUUGUCAGAGUUGAAUUUCAUUGCAUUAGUUUCAGCCCAGUUUUCCAUUUUUGUCAAGGUCAUUUUGAGCUUUAUUCUCAUCUUCCAAAGUAUUAGCUACACCUCUGAGUUUUGUCUCAUCUGCAGCUUUGAAGAUUCUCUCAACUCUUUCAUUCAAAAUUAGAGAAAAACGCUGAAAUGUAGCAGAGGGAGCCAUGCAGCACUCCUCAGUCUCCCUCCAGUUUGAGGAGGAGCCAUUGAUGAGCACUUUGGGUACAAGUCCCUAAUCAGUUGGAAAUCCAACCAACAGUAUCAUCAUCUAGUCCACAUUUGAACAGUUUGCUAACCAAAAUCCCAGCAGGAACCUUGCCAAAUGCUUUGCUGAAAAAAGUCACACACACACACCCCACACCCAAGCCAUUCCCACAAUCCACUAAGUAAUAAAAAGAGAUUAAUCUGGUAGGAUUUCACCUCUGGUAGUUUUGAGUAAGGUUAUCCUAAUCCAAUUCCUAAAUUGCAGGGCCCUAUCCUCUGCAGCAUAGCUUGUAGAGAGGAGGAGAAGCGAAGCUCUUCUCCUCUGAAACCAUAGGCAGUAAGAGUGCAAUCAAGAGAAAUUGGGGGCUCACCCAAGUCCCAUUCAAAUUAACAGUCCUCCUGCACAGACACCACUGAGUACCAUCAGUGUCACUGAUAGUGAGAUGUACCUUGUUGAAAAUAAUUGCUUCAAGCCUUUAUAGGCACUGAAGCAGCAAUUCUGGGCAAGGAGCCUGCAAGCAUAGAUGUAUUAUGUAAAAUACACUUAUGUAAUACAGUAAAAUAAGCUUUAAAAUUCCUCUCAUGGAGGAAUGCAAGCUCUCAUUUUUACACCUUGCUGGUGGGCUUUCACUUAUUAGAAACUGCAACUCUUCUCUUUCCGAUGUGCCAGAAAGGUAUAUGAGGCACCAGUAACUCUUUCUGCUUAAAACAUGUAAGUUAUUCUCCACUCAGGAGAAUAGUGGCCAACAUCCAGAGCAGUGAACCACUUGUGGAAGGAUGUUGUGCAACAGUGGUGCAUCUGCAGUAUACUUCAUUUGUUAAUGGGAAUAUUUGUAUUACAAUUGCAUUAAAGUCAGUUUUUAGUGCAACUAAGUGGACAACUUGUGCUAGCAUGAAUCUGCUUGCUCCACAGGCAGUCUGUUAUAUAUUAUAGGAACCACUUCUCCAAAUGGCCCAUUUUUACAGAGUUCUUGCAUCUUCACUGUAACAGUAUUAAUUGAAAUGCUUCAUCUCUGAAGAGCACACUCAGAGCUGACUGUAUUUGCAAACUGAUUUUGAAACUACAUAUUGGGUGGGGGGUGGGGAAUCUCCCCAGAUUACUAAAACACUCCUUGGACUAACCCUUGGAUCACCCUUCACCUUUAAGACAUGAGGGAAUAACCAAAUAAGAAAACACAGAACAAACAAAAAGCAGAUCUAAAGGACAAAGAAAAGGAAUGGGACAGGUCAACCUGAAGCCAGGGGACAAGCAUAUGUUUUAAUAUUGAAACAAGUCAACAGUGCCUGCCAAACUGUAUGAAUGGAAAACAUGCAAUUCAUUUUUUGUCGUAUUAAACUCAACCAUAUCCUCUA